AAACGUUUUGUCAGCGGUUCUUACGCACGUGACCCUUCCACGCAUGCGCACUGAAUGAAAACACGGUGACGUGUGUCCGUGUGUAAACAACCGUUGAGGCAUUUAAACUGUCAGCUGUCAGAAAGACACGAAGCGACCACACUGCCGGCUGUUUCGAACUGUUGGACUCGAGCUACUAUGCAGCAUGACCCCACGAGGACCUCGCCUGUGUUUUUCCUCUGCGAGAGAAGGCCCUCUCUGAAAUCCACCCGCGACACCCCGCCUCAAAACUUUGCCGAAACGCUGCCGACAGAAAUGAGCGUGAAGAUCUUUGGCGAGCUGGACGCAGAGAGUCUGUGCAGCGCCUCGCUGACCUGCAAGCUGUGGCACCACAUCAUCGAAGACAGCGACCAGCUGUGGAGGAGUCAGUGCCUGCUGGUCAGAGCCGCCUGUCAGAGGGAGGUCGACAGCGACAGGAGAGACGGCCUGUCCUGGAAGGUCACACUGCUGAGGAACUACACUCGCAGCUGUUUGAAGAGAGACUGGCUGCGAGGACGUUACAGCCGCGUGAGAUCAGCCGAGGAGCUGAGCGGCAGGAAGAUGGCGGCGCUGGACGCCGAGACCUGGGGCGAGAUCCUGCAGGCCGAGCUGGACAGAUGACCGACGAAACCUGCGCUGCCACAUUUAGGACUUUUAUUUAAAGCGCCUCUGAGUGAUUUUGUUUUUUUUUUUUAAAACUCUAAUGUAUAUUUUAUACUUUUGCGUUUUAUGUGAAUACACACAAACAAUUGUACAUAAUUUUUUUUUAAAACUUUU
This is a messenger RNA of Siniperca chuatsi (mandarin fish), 795 nucleotides long. RefSeq names its product F-box only protein 48. The transcript has 3 exons. Gene Ontology annotation, biological process: SCF-dependent proteasomal ubiquitin-dependent protein catabolic process. NCBI's taxonomy places the organism in Eukaryota, Metazoa, Chordata, Actinopteri, Centrarchiformes, Sinipercidae. Gene Ontology annotation, cellular component: SCF ubiquitin ligase complex. Bases 178 to 639 code for a protein of 153 amino acids. Gene Ontology annotation, molecular function: protein binding. The record is from RefSeq and is a predicted model, not a curated record.